AUGUCGGGGUUAAAGGCAAGGAAGGGCUGGUCAUUGGGCCCACAAUUCUUUCACCUCGGGGGAAAGAGCGCUCAAGCAGAUUCACCUUCUCGUCACCUUGUCAUCACCAAUUACCAAAUUAUGAUUGAUCUCAUCGAGCAGCACUCGCCCUCACUUGCAACGUCCAACUUCCCUCCAAACGCACUAGAAUCCAAAAGGCUAUUUGUUGUCUACAACAAGAAUAAAGACUCUACAUUCCUGGUAUCCAUGAUGCCGGACAAUAUCGAAACGACGACGAGCGAUAUGGGAACGAUGACGGACGAUAUCGAAACGAUGCCGGGCGAUAUCAAGACGAUGACGAGCGAUAUGGGAACGAUGACGGACGAUAUCGAAAUGAUGCCGGGCGAUAUCGAGACGACGACGGGCGAUAAGGAAACGAUUCCGGGAGAUAAGGAAACGAUGCCGGCUGAGAACGAGUUUACUUGGGAUGUCAAGCGGGUCGUAUGGGGUGACAAGGCCGGAAUCUGGGUUCACAAGCUAUCCGAAGAAGUCGGAACUCUUUACGACAGGGGCGAUGUACACCCGAGCACAGGGGUUGUGAAGGACGAGGGAGUCGCUAAAGAGAUGUUUGAGUCGUUGGCUUUCUUGGGUUCUUUCACGGGGGACGAGGCCAAGGCCACAUGGGUUGGGGAAGAGGCAAUCAUGAAAGUUCAAUUGGGCCUCGCGUGGACUCUUCCAGCGCUUUGGGUCGAUCAAGUGUACUGCAAACUGCGCGAUACGCUCAUGUGGAAGGGACACGCCAAUGAAGCGAUGGGAAUUGAUCCCUGGGCUGGCGCAACGGAGAGAGCCCCCUCGGCUUGA
Clonostachys solani is the source of this 840-nucleotide messenger RNA. The record is from the annotation of a GenBank genome assembly. NCBI's taxonomy places the organism in Eukaryota, Fungi, Ascomycota, Sordariomycetes, Hypocreales, Bionectriaceae.